Messenger RNA from Triticum aestivum (bread wheat), 1414 nucleotides. Its product is annotated as protein SAR DEFICIENT 4. The transcript has a single exon. NCBI's taxonomy places the organism in Eukaryota, Viridiplantae, Streptophyta, Magnoliopsida, Poales, Poaceae. Bases 82 to 1080 code for a protein of 332 amino acids. The record is from RefSeq and is a predicted model, not a curated record. Gene Ontology annotation, cellular component: cytoplasm.
CCCUGGUCAACGCAAUCCCCAUUCCCAAACACGCAAUCGCGAACGCCGCGAGCAGAGCGGGAGCAGCCCCACCGCGGCAGCAUGGCAGCGCCGCCGUCCCACUCGUUCGUCUACAUCGACGCCGAGGCGCUCCACGCCGUCCUCCCCUUCCCGUCCCUGAUCUCCCACCUCCGCGCGGGUCUCCCCGCCUUCUCCGAGGACAUCCACUGCCCGCACCGCGUCUCCUUCCCGGUCCCCACCUCGCCCUCCGCGGCGCUCCUCCUGAUGCCCUCAUGGUGCGCUCACCCCUCGCUCCCCUACCUCGCCCUCAAGGCCGUCACCUCCUUCCCCGCCAACUCCCCGCACCGCCCCUCCAUCCACGCCACCGUCUCCCUCUUCAGCUCCGCCUCCGGCGUGCCCCUCGCAUCCGUCGAGGGGUCCGCGCUCACCCUCCUCCGCACCGCCGCGGUCUCCGCCCUCGCCGCCUCCCUCCUUGUCUCCCCCUCCCGGCCCCCCUCCACCCUCGCGCUCGCGGGUGCCGGGGCCCUCGCGCCCUACCUCGCCGAAGCGCACCUGUCCGCGCUCCCCUCACUCUCCCGCAUCUUGGUAUGGAACCGCACCAAGGCCAAGUCCGCCGCGCUCGUCGCCAAGCUCCGGGACGCGCACCCGGGAGUGGCCGUCGAGGAGGUCGACGGCAUGGACGAGGCAGUGUCCGCGGCGGACAUCGUUAGCUGCGCGACGGGGUCGCAGGAGCCGAUCGUGCGUGGGGAGCUGCUGAGGCCCGGGGCGCACCUUGACCUGGUGGGGUCGUUCACGCCGGCGAUGCGGGAGUGCGACGACGAGGCGCUCCGUCGUGGCAGGGUGUUCAUCGACUUCGAGGCGGCGCUGGAGGAGGCCGGGGAGCUUGUGGGCGCGCUGCAGCGCGGCGUGCUGCGGAGGGAGGAUGUGGCCGGGACGCUCUCGGAGCUGGCCGCGGGGACCGUGGCCUGGCGGCGCAGCGACGAUGAGAUCACCGUGUUCAAGUCCGUUGGCACGGCCGUGGUCGAUCUCUUGGCGGCACAGUUGGCCUACGAGAACUACACUGCAACCAAGAACGCGUGAGGUCGAUCGAUGCAUGGAACUCAUGGACUGCGAGAAGCCUCUUCUUCUUGCAGGCAGAUUGCACAGGCUGUUCCUUCCAAAGAGUCAUCAUCAGAGAAAUACAAAUAAAUAAACUGAUCAGAUUAGCACUUAUGCUUCUGAUCAUCAGCUGUGGCAUAUUCACUUGUUGUUAGGCCGAUUCGAAUAAUAAUGUGUUGGCAAAUCAUGAUACCUCGUCUCUGUAUCCGAUUCUAAUAACAUGGUGUGGUAUUUAUCAAGGAGAAUUACAGUGUAAUGGCUUAUCUGUGAACUCAAAUCUUUUGUAUUGUUGGCAUUGUUGCUGAGUGUGUUGCAA